AUGAAGAAAAUUGAAAUGGUUGACCAGGAAACACAAUACGAGCCCCCUUUCAAUGUUGAUUUGGCUAUUGCUGAUUUUCCUGAAAGUCCAAACAACCAGGACAAUUAUUCAGCAUCAGAAAAAGAAGACCCAGAAUGGUUGCCAGAGAAUGAUGAGGAAUCAGAUUAUGAGUAUGAAGACACCCCAUAUGAGCAAAAUCCCCAGUCAUACCACCAGGAAAGAAAGUUUAUUGUUUUUGAAUCUUCGCUUCAGCAACUUCUCAUCAGAUGCAACAUUUGCUCUGCACCAACAACGAUUGAGAAGAAAACAACUCGUGGUACAAUGUUAAUUGUUAAAUCGAUAUGUUUAGAGGGUCACUCAAGUGAAUGGAGGAGUCAACUUGAGCAUAACAAAAUGCCAUGGGGAAACUUUCUCUUGGCUGCUUCCAUUCUCUUUUCUGGUUCUCAACCAGCUAAAGUGUUAACCCCUCUCAGGCACAUGAAUAUAUGCUCCAUUUCUGAACGCCUUUAUUCCUUGAUCCAGCAUGCAUACCUCCUUCCAAGUAAGUUUAAACUUUGGGAUCAACAGAAAAAAUUAUUGCUAGAAAGUGUUAAAAACAAAGUUCUAACCCUUGGUGGGGAUGGUCGCUGUGACACACCUGGCCAUUGUGCUAAAUAUGGGUCAUACACCAUAAUGGACUUGGACACAAACAAAAUUGUUGACACACAGCUUGUACAAAGCACUGAAAGAAGAGCAGUUCUGUCCAUAUGGAGCUUGAGGGCUUAAAACGCUGCAUAAAAACAUUGGAGUCAAACAAGAUCAACAUUGGCACUCUGGUUACUGAUCGCCACACUCAAAUAAAGAAGUUUAUGAAAG
Molecule: messenger RNA, 855 nt
Organism: Rhopilema esculentum
Lineage: Eukaryota; Metazoa; Cnidaria; Scyphozoa; Rhizostomeae; Rhizostomatidae
Source: RefSeq, a predicted model, not a curated record